Penicillium samsonianum is the source of this 1635-nucleotide messenger RNA. RefSeq lists its product as uncharacterized. Lineage: Eukaryota; Fungi; Ascomycota; Eurotiomycetes; Eurotiales; Aspergillaceae. Gene Ontology annotation, molecular function: transmembrane transporter activity. Bases 1 to 1635 code for a protein of 544 amino acids. The transcript is spliced from 11 exons. Gene Ontology annotation, biological process: transmembrane transport. The record is from RefSeq and is a predicted model, not a curated record.
AUGGCCGAUUUUAGCGAAAAAGGACCGUCUUUGGACGCGACCAACGUUUUUGAUGACUCCAAUGGGCACUUGAGCUCUGGGGCCUCCACGCCAGACAGUUCAAAAGAGACUGUGCAGGUUGAGGAUGAGCGAAACAAGUACCGGUCAAUUCAUGGUGUCAAAUGGUUUCUGGCUGUGUUGGCGAUUUUCUCGUCUGUUUUCCUGUUCGGAUUGGAUACGACUGCAGUUGCGGAUAUUUCGCCUGCGAUGAUCAGUCGAUUUGGCCAGGCAGAUUUGCUUCCCUGGUUGAGCUCUGGCUAUGCACUUGGAGCCAUGAACAUUCUUCCUUGGGGCAAGUCAUUCGGAGUCUUCAACCUGAAAUGGACAUAUAUCCUCACGGUUGCCCUCUUUGAGGUGGGAAGUGCUAUCUGUGGCGCGGCACCGAAUAUGACGGCCUUGAUCAUUGGACGAGUGAUUGCCGGAAUUGGAGGAUCGGGUAUGUAUCUCGGUUGCAUCACAUACCUCGCGAUGACAACUAGUCCUCGCGAAGGUCCGCAUUAUAUCGGGCUCGUCGGCUUUGUCUGGGGCAUUGGCACUGUCCUCGGACCAAUUGUCGGCGGUGCAUUCGCAGACAGCUCAGCAGGAUGGCGCUGGACCUUCUAUAUUAACCUCAUAAUUGCCGCCCUAUUUGCCCCUAAGCACAAGCAAGUGGACUGGGUGUCCAUCAUUUUCCUGAAUGGAUUCAUCGCAUGUUUCGUUAUGGCCAUCAACUUCGGAGGUGCCGUUUAUGCUUGGAAUUCUGCUCAGGAAAUCGGACUUUGGGUCAUGACGGCGGUCACCUGCGUCGGAUUUAUUCUGGCGCAGUAUUUCCACCCGCUUGUGAAGAAAGAACAGGUUCUCUUUCCUAGCCAUUUGCUGAAGAGCCCUCUUAUGCUUAAUUUGUCUGUCCAAAUGUUUUUGUCAUCAGGUGUGCUCCAAGGUGCUAUUUACUAUAUCCCCUUGUACUUUGAAUUUGCGAAGGCUGACAAAGCCCUUGAAGCCGCCGUGCAGCUUCUACCCUACGUUUUCAUACUGGUCGCUGGUUGUUUGAUUAACGCUGCUCUUAUGGUCCGGUUUGGAUACUAUAUGCCCUGGUACUUUGGUGGUGCCGCGCUGGUAGUAAUCAGCUCAGCAUUGAUGUGCACUGUUAAUGCGAAUACCUCGAACUCUACUAUUUAUGGAUAUACUGCGUUGAUGGGAAUCGGCGUCGGCUCCUACUGCCAGGCCAGCUACAGUGUAUCCCAGCAAUUGGUUCCAAUGACCGAGCUGACCAAUGUCGUCGGCUUGAUGAGUAUCUCGCAAUUCUUGGGCAUCCUGUUUUUCUUGGCGAUCAUGGGCACUUCCUACCAAAAUCUGGUCAUCGAGAAGAUCCACAAGCUCCUGCCUAAUGCUAGCGAUGUCGAUGUCCGUCAAUUUAUUGCUGGAACCAGCUCCUCCCUCAGCGCUAGCUUGACAAGCGCCCAAUCGGCCGCCGUGAUAGAUGCUAUUGUUAUUGCUAUGCGAUCAGUGUGGAUUUUGCUCGCUGUUGCAGGUGGCAUUUGUGUGGUGUUGUCUCUUUUCCUAGGGAAAGACAUGCUUUUCACCAAGGGUGCUAAGGGCACAGCAAUCGCAGCAUAA